AGAUGACGCGGGACCAUUGCCCCUUCCCAGCUUUCGCGACCGCCAUGUCUGCCGCAUGCUGACUCACAACGGUGGAGUGGAAGCGGGCGCCAGGAAUUGCUCCUCUCCCGAACGGCUUGCAAGCGUCUCUCCAUGGGGAGCGCACUGUCUUUCUCUGUCCAUUUGACCCUCACCACUGGCUGUCUCAGGAGCCCGCGAUUGGCUGGCGAGCCUGAGAGGCGGCAGGGCCUUCCCUCCAACCAGAGACAAGGGCGGGAUCCGGAAUCCUGAGCGCACGCCGGCCAGUGGCGAUGCAGUCGGACGAUCUCUUCGUUCGCAAGAUGCGACGCCACUCGAACCGUCCACCACUCACCUCCUUCUCGUUCGACAACUUCCGGGCCCCUAAGCCCCAGGCGUGCGAGGGCCCGCUCGUGGGCCACUGUGGCCCGCCGCUGAGGUCACCGCAGCGCAGCGGCCUAAUGCAUCGCAGCAACAGCGACGUGACCCUGAGCGAAGGGGAGCUGACGACUGCUGCAGGGGCUCCCGGCUCCCCGUUGCCGCUGUCCGUGGCAUCCGUAACGGGGUUCCAGCAAAACAGCAGCAGCAGCCCCAGCAUGCCCUCGAAGAGCAUGGCGCCCCCUCGAGCCCGGGCACACAGCCACGAAGAGUCACGGGCGGGCAGCCCCACCGCCCGGCGUUUCCGCGAUCCCCUGCUCCUGCUGGGACUGGCAGCCUCGGAUGUCUGGGAAUCGGAUGGGAGCGGCGCCCCGUCAACGGAGACCAGUGUAUCGCUUCCCGCACCGGAGGCAGCCACGCCGGUGUGGGGCCGCCACUUGGCUCACUAUGACGUCCAGAGUAUCCUCUUUGAGCCGGGCGAGGGGGUCCGGGAAGCCGCCAGGCAGGGCAACGUCACCACGGGUGCCUCGGCAGCUUCGCAGUGCCGUACAGCGGACGUGACGCCGAUUCUUGAGGACGGGGCAGAAGAGGAGGAAGGAGGCAUGCUGGUGCUCAGCUGUUCCGCCUUUCGGGUAGAAGCCGGAGGGGAGGUUGAACAAGGACUAGGCCAACACCGGGGGCUGCCCGUGGGCUUCCACUGUCCAAACAUGGCCGUUUCAGUGCUGGAGGAACCCCGUGAAAGUUACGGACAGAGGAGCAGCCGAGUGAUGCACGCCAUCGAGUAUGCCGAUCUCGGAGCCUGUUACUACCGGAAGCAUUUUUACGGCAAAGAACAUCAAAAUUUCUUCGGGGUGGACGAUCAGCUGGGCGCUGUCGCCAUCUCUCUCCGUCGCGAAGAGAAGGAAGGAAGCGCCGGCCCGCAGUACAACUACCGUCUGAUCAUUCGCACGAGCCAGGUGGGCAUCGCUCUCGUGCACCAAGGGAGGGCGAAGGUGUGA
This is a messenger RNA of Notechis scutatus (mainland tiger snake), 1373 nucleotides long. The record is from RefSeq and is a predicted model, not a curated record. NCBI's taxonomy places the organism in Eukaryota, Metazoa, Chordata, Lepidosauria, Squamata, Elapidae.